Messenger RNA from Cotesia congregata, 384 nucleotides. The record is from the annotation of a GenBank genome assembly. Lineage: Eukaryota; Metazoa; Arthropoda; Insecta; Hymenoptera; Braconidae.
AUGUCUCUGCCAUCUCCGUCAGUUGAUUUGAGCUCCUACCGCGACCAACAUUUCAAGGGUUCAAGAGCCGAACAAGACCGUUUGCUCCGAACAUCAACGACCCUCUACGUCGGAAAUUUGUCUUUCUACACCACGGAGGAGCAGAUCUACGAAUUAUUCAGCAAAUGCGGAGACAUUAAGCGCAUUGUUAUGGGCCUGGACAAGUACAAAAAGACGCCCUGCGGGUUCUGCUUUAUGGAGUACUACCUCAGAGUCGACGCCGAGCACUGCAUGCGGUACGUCAACGGCACCAGGUUGGACGACAGAAUUAUUAGAACUGACUGGGACGCGGGAUUCAUCGAGGGGAGACAGUAUGGACGAGGAAAAACUGGUGGACAAAGAUGA